Molecule: messenger RNA, 750 nt
Organism: Mesorhabditis spiculigera
Lineage: Eukaryota; Metazoa; Nematoda; Chromadorea; Rhabditida; Rhabditidae
Source: the annotation of a GenBank genome assembly
AUGUUCUACUCCGGCGUCUCAAAGCUUUAUGAUGGGAUUUGUCUGUUAUACUGGGGAUGUGUGGUCGACCUUGUGGAUGUAUACUAUGCUGGCAUCGGGUUGAAUAUUCUGAAGACUUCUCUGCACAGAGGUUUCUUCUACGCGCAACAAUUUCUACUGCAUGCUCUUACAAUCGAUCGGGGAAUCCUCGCAUUUCUGGGGCACCGUGUCCACCGAUUCGCUCGAUAUUUCACGGUAGUUUAUGGGAUUGUGAUGAUGGCUUUGCCAAUGAUUCCAAUUGGCAUGAUGACUGGCAUAAUAUACACGAUCGGGCCUCUAACGGGUAAUGAAGUGCAUUGCUGGGGUGGCUACUAUUUCGAUCCGGGAAAUAUGCAGACAAAACGGAUAUUCUUACGCGAUCGCUACGCCGCUGUACUUAUGAUACAAGUCAGCACAUGGUCUCUGGGAAUCAUGACACUCACCAUGGUGCUGAAUCUGGCGACGUUUUGGCGGUUCAAGCUGCUGCUUGGCUUUGCCAACUUGGCGUAUUUUUGUGACGAGCUUCUGCUCGCGUUGACCAACGAUGACAAGCUGUCGGGCAGCCACUGGAUCAAACGGGAAGACGUCGGCCGGAAUGUCGCUAAAAUGUACUCGCUUCACAUCGGUGCUGUAUUCACUGGAAUUCUGUUUGUCGCCUACGGUUUGAGCUGUCCGAAUAAGAACACCGGGAAGACGCAACAGACCAUCGAGCUUAACAGAGCUUCCUCAUCG